UACUCUAAUCUAAAGUAUGGGCAAGGGCAAAUGUGUUUCCUUUACAUGUUCACUUUGUUUUAGUAUCUUAGUGUUCACAUAUCACAAAGUAAACAAUAAAUAAUUAAUAUUGUCAAUAAGUAACACAAAGUACUAUUUUGUUGUUAACAUAUUUAUGAUAAUCAAUCAUUCCAUGGGAAAACCACAAAAAAGUUAAAUAAAAGAUUAACUACAUAUCCCUAAGGAGUAAAAAACUCGAAUUUAAGGGAAAUACUCAUAAAGCCUGAGUGAAAAACAAUUAAAAUACUGCAGAACUAGACACAUGAAAACUCAGCUUAUGGUUUAAAUUUUAGUUACAUUGAAAGCAAAAUGAAUAGCUUUGAUACACAGUUUGUCACAGAACUCUUCUUAGAUAGUAACAGUAAUACAACAAUAAGUAGAUUAGCCGUUACAAUUGCAAAUGUCAUUUACGAAAAUAAUGAAAAUGUAAAUACAUUCAAUGAAGUGCUUACAAAUGAAUUCAGCAAUGUUUUGCAGUCAGUGGGUGAACAUACUGAAUAUCACCAUUCAAAAAACAGUUAUAAAUGUAAAAAUUCAGGAUUCUAUGAAAAAGUUGUGAAAACUUUAAGUGAUGUUGAUUAUAUUUCUAAUUUUAGAAUGAAAAGAUCAACAGCAAAGGCGCUAUUACAAUACUUACAAGAGAAUGUUGAAGCAGACAAAACCAAUAUGUUAUUGGAUAAAAAACUCCAUAUCUUCAUAUUUAUUUUAACUUCUGACUUAUCUUUCAAUGAUGUGGCAGCACUGUUUUGUCUACAGAAAUCAUCAGUACGAAAUAUUUUUUAUGACAUUGCUGCUAUGUUAUCAGGACUGACAUAUUAUUUAAUCAAUUGGCCAUCUCCUGAAGAACAACACAUCACCAGGCUUAAGGUAUUAAACAGAUUUCAAUUUCCUAAUUGUGUGGGUUUCAUAGAUUCUUUUCGUUUCAAGGCAGGUUCAAGGAGAACCAAAAAAGCAUCUCUAGAUACUGUCCUGCUGCAAGCUGUCUGUGAUGAAUCUCUCAUGUUCAUUGAUAUACAUGUAGGUUCAAUGGGAAAGACAAAGAAAUACAAAGUGUUCAAGGAAAGUAAACUUUCACAGGAGUUGAAAAACUUUGUAGAUUUUGACAGUCAUAUUCUUGGUGACUCAGAGUAUAAGUUGAAGUACAAUUUAAUGACUCCCUUCACUGCUGAAGAAUUGUUAACAAGUGAAGAAAUGAAAUACAAUGAAGUCCAUUGGAAGACAAGAAGCUAUAUAGGACAUGCAUUUGAGAUGUUGAAGGAAAGGUUUAAGAAAUUGAGCCAUUUGGAUUUAGACAGUCCACAGGCUGUAGGAACAAUACUAAGAGCUGCAUGUGUGCUUCAUAAUUUCAUAUUGCUUCAUGAAGGAGCUCCAGUAAUCAAAGAAGAACCUACAAUUUGUGAUAAUGGUGCCGAUGAAAUCAUAUUAAAUAUUGAUACCAACAUUGUUAAAUCCUCAGUUGAAAAGCGUCAGUUUAUUUGCAAUUACAUCAAUUACAUGAGUGUUAAUAAUUUAUUACAAGGAGAGGCAAAAGAAUUUUAGUUGAGUAUGAGGAAAAAGUGUAAAUAAAUAAACAACUUUUUAUUUAAUAAUACUUAUAUUUCUCCAAUAUUAUGGGAAAUUGAUAACCUUGCUAGGCAUUUAAUUGAUUUAUUUUUAUAUAAAAAUAUUAAUAAAUCAUUUUGAAGUGUGAUAACUAGCAAAUUGUACAGUAUCAUUUCAAUUUACUCUGUAGAUCACUUAAAAUAACACAAUUGUAAAAAAAAAUAUAAUGUUUUAUAAGAAACAUGUAAAAUAAAAUUAAUUUUUACCAUC
Messenger RNA from Amyelois transitella, 1851 nucleotides. RefSeq lists its product as uncharacterized. The record is from RefSeq and is a predicted model, not a curated record. The transcript has 2 exons. NCBI's taxonomy places the organism in Eukaryota, Metazoa, Arthropoda, Insecta, Lepidoptera, Pyralidae. The coding region runs from base 349 to 1578 and encodes 409 amino acids.